CAUUUCCUAUCUUUUCUUUCCUGUAGACCGGUAAGUACCCUUUGCAACACAUCACCGGAAAAAAACCAUUUUUCAGUCACCGGAAAAAAUGACAGAUUCCGAUGGAGGAUGUUGUAGAUGUUGCUGUAGCUUCAUCUUCACUCUGGGUCUAACAGCACUUUUCAUGUGGCUGAAUCUACGUACUUCAAAUCCCAAGUGUUCUAUACAAACUUUUUACUUAUCAAUGCCAUCACUUAAUGAAACCUUGAACCUCACAGUUGACCGUACCUUAAACCUCACGCUGAGGCUAGACAACCCUAAUAAAGACAAAGGGAUCAAGUAUGAUACUUUGAAUGUCACAGUUUAUGAUUUUCCAAACAAAAGUCAUGUCCUAGGUAACAUUUUGGUGCCGGGGUUUUACCAGGGUCACAAAAAGAAGGCUACAAAGCCUGUUCAAGGGACUGCUAACACGACGGUGGCUUUACAGGUGGUUUAUGAGAACCGAAUGGGGGUUUUCCGGGUAGAUAUGGCCACGGCGGUGAAGUUUAAGAUCAUGUUCUGGUAUACAAAGAAGCAUAAGAUUAGCGUAGGAGCAGAUGUGGUGGUCAACUCCAGUGGUUUUAAGGUUGAGCCUAAAGGGAUCAGGCUUAAAUCUAUGGCACCAAAGAUGGGAAGUUUUUGUGUGGUGGUGGGAGCUUUGGUGAAUUUCUUGGUCUUUGCUUUGCUUAAUUUUUGGUGAUUCUUUCAUUUUCCGGAACAUUUGAAUUAAUUGUUUGUUUGAUUAAGCUGCAUUGAACAUUUGAAUCAUUGAUACAUGAAAUUUUGAUUUGAAUUUAAGAGUUUUCUGCUGUUAAUUUUGAUUUUCUGGGCGUUUUCUUUUGCUUGUUUAGCUAAUUCUUGGGCAGUGGAAAGCA
Durio zibethinus is the source of this 893-nucleotide messenger RNA. Lineage: Eukaryota; Viridiplantae; Streptophyta; Magnoliopsida; Malvales; Malvaceae. The record is from RefSeq and is a predicted model, not a curated record.